AUGGAGAACUGCUGGAAUAACGACUGGGCGGACAUGGGCGGACUUGCUGUCAACGCAAUCCGGGAUGCCAACACAGUCUUCGGCGGGCUAGGAGUCUAUUCUGUUGUAGAGGUGUUCUUUCUGGCAGGUCUCUCAGUGUUCCUAACUGAAUUGGAAGUUUUCUGGGUUCCUUCCCGAAUGGCUCGUCUGUGCAAGGUGUUCUGGAUGUUCACCCAUCGUGCACACCAAGACAUGACGUCAUUGCUGCAGCCAUGUUGGCAUGGGUUCAUCCUUGCGGCCGACCAGAAACAACGCCUCCAAUAUGCAAAUUGGCUCAAUGUCUAUGCAAAGCAGAAAACGCUCGUCUCUGCGCGAAUGAAAGCUCUGUAUAAGGAUUACACUGAUGUCCUGCAACAACAUCAUUGCAAAUCUGAGGACGUCAUUAUAUGUGGUGAGGACUGCCAGCUGUACGACGUCUUUGAGCCUACACUCAUACAAGCAGCCUUGUCGGAGAAGGCUGUGAACCUAGGUCAUCUCAUCUUUGGUACUGACGAGUGGACAUUGUUGUCAGGAACCUCUGGGAAGUCUACGCAACCGGGCGACCCGCUGACUAUGACACUGCCACGGCUCGGUCUGAAGUUGUCUGACUUGAAGCCAUGUACACAUCUCAACCUACAAGCAUACUCUAAUCUCUUCCUACUUCCUUGA
This is a messenger RNA of Rhodofomes roseus, 687 nucleotides long. RefSeq lists its product as uncharacterized. The coding region runs from base 1 to 687 and encodes 228 amino acids. NCBI's taxonomy places the organism in Eukaryota, Fungi, Basidiomycota, Agaricomycetes, Polyporales, Fomitopsidaceae. The transcript has 5 exons. The record is from RefSeq and is a predicted model, not a curated record.